Molecule: messenger RNA, 351 nt
Organism: Carya illinoinensis
Lineage: Eukaryota; Viridiplantae; Streptophyta; Magnoliopsida; Fagales; Juglandaceae
Exons: 1
Coding region: 1-351 (116 amino acids)
Source: RefSeq, a predicted model, not a curated record
AUGAAAGCAGCUCAGAGUCAGCAAAAGAGUUAUGCAGAUAAUCGACAUUGCCAAUUAGAGUUUGAGAUUGGAGAAAAUGUGUUCCUGAGGAUUUUACCGAUGAAAGGAAUUAUGAGAUUUGGAAAGAAGGGCAAGUUGAGCCCUAGGUAUAUCGGAUCAUUCGAGAUUCUUGAUCAAAUUGGACCAAUGGCUUAUAGACUGGCAUUACCACUGAUACUUUCGGGGGUGCAUAAUGUAUUUCACCUUUCUAUGUUGAGGAAGUACAUCAUUGACCCCAUUCACAUUAUUGAUUAUGAACCACUUCAGAUCAAGGAGAAUAUAACCUAUACCAAGGAACUAGUGCGAUUUUAG